AUGGCAGACAUAGAUUCGAAAUCAUCAUCUUCCCAUGUAGAGAACCCUACUAAACCAAUAAGCCCCGAAGCCAUCCAGUUCGAGGGACUCUCGGACGAGGAAGCUUUGAAAUUGGAAAGACAAUUGGUGCGCAAGAUCGACUUUCACUUAAUACCGGCUUUGUUCUUGCUGUUUAUCUUUAACAUUCUCGACCGAUCGAACAUCGCGAAUGCCCGCUUGGGAGGGCUACAGGAGGAUUUGGGCCUUUCUGACACCCAGUACCAGACAGCUGUGGCUAUAAUGUUUGUUGGAUAUCUUCUCGGUCAAGUUCCUAGCAAUAUUAUCCUCACCCGUGUGAGCCGUCGCGCUAUAUCCCAGCCGCCAUUUUCGUGUGGGGCGGAAUCUCCAUCUGCUUGGCUGCAACGAAGAACUAUGCUGGAAUUCUAUGCGUUGUUAAUGAGUUCAUGGUACAAGGCCUCUGAGCUGGCAGUGCGUGUUGCUAUUGUAUACUGUGGAAAUACCGUCGCAAAUGGAUUUGGAGGCAUGCUGGCUGCAGGUAUACUGAGUGGACUAGACGGCAAAGGUGGGCUUGCAGGGUGGAGAUGGCUAUUCAUUAUUGAGGGCGCUGGCACCAUGGUGGCUGGAUUGCUGGCGGUAGUUUUACUCCCCGACUUUCCUCGGUCUGGCCAGCGAAAGUGGUUAACGCAGCAGGAGCAGCGCUUUGCUGAGUGGCGCCUAGCCGUCGCCACAAAUAAUGAGGUCGACGAAAACGGCUCCAUCAGGCAAGGCUUGAAGGAUGCGGUGACUGAUCCGAAAGUGUGGGCAUUGGUUUUGAUACAGAUCUGCCAGCUGACGUCCCAAACCUGGACAUAUUUCUUCCCAAGCAUCGUGGAAACCCUCGGCUUCGGAAAGAUCGUUACCCUGCUUAUCACGGCACCCGUGUAUGUCUUUGGCUUCCUCGGUGCCCUGGGAAACUCGCUUAUUGCGAACCGGACGAACUAUCGAGCCGUUCUCAUAGUAUGGCCGCUCUGCAUUGACAUCGUGGGAAAUGUGAUGGUCAUCAGCUCCCACGCCACGGCUGUCCGUUAUGUUGGCAUGUUCCUUAUGUGCAUGGGGUCCUACAGCGCGUUCAACGUCGUGCAAGCCUGGAUUGCCAGUACUAUCCCACGUACACGAACGAAGAGAGCCAUUGUUUACGCCAUGGUCAAUUUCUUCGGCAACUCGUCCAACAUCUAUGGCUCGUAUUUCUUCCCCACCAAGGACUCUCCGCAGUACCGGCCAGGGGGCAUCAUUCUGUCCAGCUUUGCUGCAGGCGGUGUUUGUUUUUCGAUUUUGUUGGCUGUUUACCUCUAUUGGCUCAACACCAAGGCGCGAAAGGCUGAGGACGAGGAUGGCCAAAUACGCUACAAAUAUAUCUUCUAG
Messenger RNA from Aspergillus nomiae NRRL 13137, 1401 nucleotides. RefSeq names its product allantoate permease. Gene Ontology annotation, biological process: transmembrane transport. Gene Ontology annotation, cellular component: membrane. The coding region runs from base 1 to 1401 and encodes 466 amino acids. Gene Ontology annotation, molecular function: transmembrane transporter activity. Lineage: Eukaryota; Fungi; Ascomycota; Eurotiomycetes; Eurotiales; Aspergillaceae. The record is from RefSeq and is a predicted model, not a curated record. The transcript is spliced from 6 exons.